AAAAAAAAAGAAAAGAAAAAAAACCCCAGCUCGAGAGGAACCAUCUAGCUUGCACGGUGCAGAGGCGUGUGCGUACGUGCUUGUGACACAUCUCGCCACGGUCUAUCAAGUCUUCUGGAGCCCAAUGGUAAAGAUGCACUGGUCCUUGGACAUGCUGCCCUUGCCUCCUUACGUUGAGCUGGGCGUCCACUCACUAUGCGGCCUUUUGUGGACGCUGGCCUUCUUGUUCCUGUGGCACUGUUAUCGGAUCGGCUCGGACCUCCCGAUGGCGGGUCACGCGCACGGGGGGGAAAUCAGCUCGAGAAGAUCCGCAAUGUCUCUCGGGGGAAGCUGUGCGGGAGCAAAGUAUAAAUCGCAGUCCAAGCUGUUCAGGGGUGAUCAAAAGAACCGCUUGAUAAGCAUGGAAACAGAAGAGGACGAGGAGCUGGGGCAAGGCUACCUCGCACCGGUCCUGAGCCACUCCUUGUUCCCGGCGCAGGCUUCUGCACAGGCCAAGAAACUUUACUCAGCCCUGCAGGAAUACGCCAAACGCUACAGCUGGGUGGGAAUGGGCCGCAUUCACAAAGGCCUUCGGAAGCAGAUCAAAUUAAACGAGCACUCGGCCAUCCAGAAGCCGCACCUCUUCUUCCUGCCUGACGUCCCGAGCGUUCCCUUUUUUCCACGGGAUGCUCAUCGCCACGAUAUUGAAGUCUUGGAAGCCAACUACACGGUCAUCCUGGCUGAGUUCCAGGCGGCUUACCAGAGAGGCAUUGACUCCAAACUGGGCUGGACCAUGGGAGCAAAGGGCCAGGCCGUGUUUCCGCUGUACAGCGCAGGCGUGUACGUGACGGCCAAUUGUCGCGCCUGUCCUUGCACCUACCGGACACUUCUGUCCCUGCGCACGUUCAUAAGCAGCAACUCCUUGGGAUCGGCCGGAUUUUGGUUGCUGGGGCCCGGUGCCGCUCUGGGGAGCUCAUACGGACCGACUAAUACGCGGCUGCGCUGUCAUCUAGGUCUGCAAACGCCCCCUCUGUGUGAGCUCGUGGUGGGAGGGGAGCCUCAAUGCUGGUCUGAGGGACACUGCCUGCUGAUUGAUGACUCCUUCCUUCACACAGCGGCACACAAAGGGCCCCCAGAUGCCGGACCCCGAGUCAUUCUCAGCGUGGACGUGUGGCAUCCCAAUGUGGCCGCGGCCGAGAGACAAGCCUUGGACUUCAUGUUCAGUCCUGAUGUCUGAGCAGUGCCUUUUGUUUUCGCCUUGAAAAAUCAUGCUGCAUGGAAAUAUGCAUGCAAGUUCUUUCACUCACGUUAUGUAAUAUUCUCACAAAGGCAACAUAUUGUGGAAA
Messenger RNA from Syngnathus acus (greater pipefish), 1325 nucleotides. RefSeq names its product aspartate beta-hydroxylase domain containing 1 (gene asphd1). The coding region runs from base 125 to 1216 and encodes 363 amino acids. Lineage: Eukaryota; Metazoa; Chordata; Actinopteri; Syngnathiformes; Syngnathidae. The transcript is spliced from 6 exons. The record is from RefSeq and is a predicted model, not a curated record.